Balaenoptera ricei (Rice's whale) is the source of this 471-nucleotide messenger RNA. RefSeq names its product nucleoredoxin like 2 (gene NXNL2). The coding region runs from base 1 to 471 and encodes 156 amino acids. Lineage: Eukaryota; Metazoa; Chordata; Mammalia; Artiodactyla; Balaenopteridae. Gene Ontology annotation, biological process: sensory perception; photoreceptor cell maintenance. The record is from RefSeq and is a predicted model, not a curated record. The transcript has 2 exons.
AUGGUGGACGUGCUGGGCGGGCGGCGCCUGGUGACCUACGACGGCACGUGGGUGGAAGCCGAGGCGGCGCUGCAGAACAAGGUGGUGGCGCUGUACUUCGCCGCGGGCCGGUGCGCGCCCAGCCGUGAUUUCACGCCGCUGCUCUGCGACUUCUACGCGGAGCUAGUGGACCAGGCGCGGCCGUCCGCCCCCUUCGAGGUGGUCUUCGUGUCCGCCGACGGCAGCGCGCAGGAGAUGCUGGACUUCAUGCGGGAGCUGCACGGCGCCUGGCUGGCGCUGCCCUUCCACGACCCCUACCGGCAUGAGCUGAGGACCAGGUACCACAUCAUGGCCAUCCCCAGGCUUGUGAUCGUGAAACCGAGCGGGGACGUCAUCACUGACAAAGGGCAGAAGCAGAUCCGGGAGCGGGGGCUGGCCUGCUUCCAGAACUGGGUGGAGGCAGCUGACAUCUUCCAGAAUUUCUCCGGUUGA